CCUCUCCACGUCAGCCUCGGAGGCCUCCUCGCGAUUUCCGGAAAUAUGUAUUGUUGGGCAUGCGACUCGGACCUAACCGCACCAUGAAAGCACAGAGGCAUCUAAAGCGCGCUAUGACUAAGCCCAUUAGGGUCGGCGCGACUGAAGCGGCGCCAGCGCGAGGACGCGAAGACCUCGAGUGUGGCGAAACCCGUGUACGCGUAGGAAGAGCCCAAAAGCCGAAUGGCGGCGUUCCAGUCAAGCGUCAACCAGACCGAGAAGCUAUGGAAAACGACGCCGCGUCCCCCGAGGUGUUGUCACAUCAUAGUCCUAGGUACAUGCAUAGGUGUAGUAGUGGAUAACUGUCCUUGUCCUAGGUAGAGGUAUGGCCUAAGCUUCUGACCUGUUAGUGGUCAUGUCACCCAGUAACUCACCCACCACCAUGUAACCUAUAAAUAUGACAUUUACUC
Molecule: messenger RNA, 449 nt
Organism: Linum trigynum
Lineage: Eukaryota; Viridiplantae; Streptophyta; Magnoliopsida; Malpighiales; Linaceae
Source: the annotation of a GenBank genome assembly